AUGUCACGAGUUAUGAGAAAUAAAUUCUUAACGAUUGGGAUAUUUAUUCUGAUAAAUCUGUCUGAAGGAUUAGAAUAUAAAGGUUUAGAUGAAUCUAUUUUAUGGCUUACAGCCUCAGCUCUAUAUAAUGAUAAUACGACUAUGUGUAUGCUCGACUCUUCAUCAAAGCUUCAAUCAGGAAUAUUAUCAGGAAAUUACAUUGAUUUAGGCAAUUUUGAUGAAUGCCUAAGUGCCACAUAUAAAACAAGUGAUAUUGGCCAAAUCAACGGACAAUAUUGUUUAAUAAGACAUCAAAUUGAUGUCAAUCGCAGAAACGAAUUAUUAUCUGAAAUUUAUGAUAUUGAAAAUAGUACAUUGGAAGUAAAUAUUGAAAAUCCUAAAAACAUAUUAGUGGCUUUUGCCAUUUGUAUCCCGGAAUCUUGCACAAAAAAUGAGAUAGAAACUGCAAUUCAAUAUUUGAAGGAAAAAAAUAUAGUUUCUUUGAUUAAUCCACGUGUUAUGUGCACAAGGAAUGAAAAAUCUCUUCUUAAUGCUGCAGAUUGGUCAACAAUAUUUUUGAUUUCGACAAUUGGAUUACUUAUGACAAUAAGUACGAUAUAUGAUAUCUACUCGAGAAGAAAAAAAAGAAAAGCAGAAAAAUUGAACAAACUUCUCUUGAGUUUCUCAGUUUAUACUAAUGGCAAGAAUUUGUUGGGCAUUAAAUAUUCCAGUAAAGAUAUUGGCUGUAUCCACGGGUUGAGAGCCAUUAGUAUAAUAUGUAUAAUAUUAAUUCACAGAAACGCUAUUAGCAAAUUGUAUCCUACAAUUAAUUCUGAGGAUAUUUCUUUGUGGUACAACAAUUUAUAUAGCACAUACGUUUAUGGAUUUUUUGUAGCAGUAGACACAUUUUUUGUUUUGAGUGGAAUGCUGUUGUGUAUCAACUUUCUUAAAGAAAGAGACUUAGGAAAACCUUUCAAUGUCUUUACGUUUUAUUUGAAACGAUAUAUACGCCUAACGCCUCCAUUAGCUGCAGCAAUGCUCUUUGGGGCAACUCUACAAACAAAAUUCGGAAGUGGUCCUUUCUGGGAAAGCAAAUCACAGGAUACGAGAACAAAAUGUGCAGAUUACUGGUGGUAUAAUAUGCUUUACAUACAAAACUUUUUGGAUCCGACAAAAGUCUGUAUGCUGGCGACAUGGUAUUUAGCUGUUGAUAUGCAACUUUUUAUCUUGUCUCCAUUAAUUUUGAUACCAUUAUGGAAAAACCAAAAUAUGGUAUUUUUGAAAUAA
Ctenocephalides felis (cat flea) is the source of this 1266-nucleotide messenger RNA. RefSeq names its product nose resistant to fluoxetine protein 6-like. Bases 1 to 1266 code for a protein of 421 amino acids. The transcript is spliced from 7 exons. Gene Ontology annotation, molecular function: acyltransferase activity, transferring groups other than amino-acyl groups. Lineage: Eukaryota; Metazoa; Arthropoda; Insecta; Siphonaptera; Pulicidae. The record is from RefSeq and is a predicted model, not a curated record.